Messenger RNA from Mytilus trossulus (common blue mussel), 1062 nucleotides. RefSeq lists its product as uncharacterized. The coding region runs from base 1 to 1062 and encodes 353 amino acids. Gene Ontology annotation, molecular function: zinc ion binding. NCBI's taxonomy places the organism in Eukaryota, Metazoa, Mollusca, Bivalvia, Mytilida, Mytilidae. The record is from RefSeq and is a predicted model, not a curated record. The transcript is spliced from 3 exons.
AUGGGUAUUAUUUAUCCUUCUGUUACGAAAAAGUCAUCUUGGUGCAUGGAAACAAGAAAUGUGGUAGCGAUAAUCUUAUUAUUAACGAAGGGAAAUAUACCACACUUAGAUUUUGAAAUUUUGUUUAAAAGGGGAAAUGGCUCAACAACUUGCAUUGUUGACUGUCAAUUUUGUGAUAUAAAUCGGGACGUUAGAGGAGGUGUACGAUGGAAAUGUUUAAACUGUGACCUUAAUCUUUGUGAAAAUUGCAAGACUGGAAGACAUUCAAGAAUCAAAGAUUCAAAUCAACAUCGUAUUAUCGAUAUACAAGCACUAAGAACUGAGUCUAGUCCUACCUUAACGGUAGCGGAAUGGACUAGGGAGAUGGAUCUUCACAAAAUUGUAUGUUUAGAGCAUCCAAAUAAAACAUGUUAUCACUUUUGCAAAGAGUGUAAAAAGCCAAUCUGCCCUUCAUGUUUUCUUGAACAUCGUGAUCACAACCUUAUUGAACUUGAACUCAUUUACAAAGAUCAACAACUAAGAUUGAAAAAUAUACAAAGAGAGAUUGAUAACGAUUUGCAAACACUUCCUGGAAUGAUGACAAUGAUAAUUAAGGAAGAGGAAGAAAUAUCAAGAAACUAUGAUGACGUCAGAUUUAAAAUAGAGCAGAGAGAAAGUGAAAUAAAAGUACAAGCAACAAAUGAUGCAAAACGUCUUUUGAAAGAUCUAGAGGAGUUUCGAAAAACUGAAAAUACAGUUAUAUAUCUGAAAUUCUACGAAGGCAGGGUCGUUGCAUUAAAUGAAGGAGGUCAUGUAAAAUGGACAUAUAAAGCGCAUGACAUGGACAAAUUUAAUCCUUGUGACAUAGUGACAACCUCUACUGGGUUAGUAAUUAUAACUACAGACUACUAUGGUAAUGUCGUUCAUAUUUUAUCCGAAAAUGGCGACUUCCUAACAAAGUUCGGAGGAGAUGAAGUCAAUAUAUCGAUGGUUAGAUGUUUAAACAAUGAUCAAGAAGAGAAUUUGCAAAUUGCAUGCAAUUUUUUGGACCAUGUUGAAAUAAUGAUAGCGAAAAUCUUGUGA